UUGCUUGAGUUGGGAGCAAAUGCUGACGCUCAACCCGGAACCUUUGGCACAGCGUUAUGCACCGCAUGUGAUGGCCCACAGGACGUCGAAAUGGUCAAAUUGAUUCUAGCUUCGGGUCCCAAAGAUACCUUGAAUAAGGCCUGCGGGACUAUCGGAACGCCUUUGCACAUAGCUGCUAGUUCCGGUCACUAUGAUACUGUCGCUGUCUUACUAGGGGCUGGGGCGGACCCCAACGCGCCUGGCGGUUCAUUCGGAGAUGCCCUCCAAGCAGCUUCCGUUUUCGGUCACGAAGAGAUUGUUGAACUUUUGCUGGAGCAUGGGGCUAAAGUCGACCAA
Messenger RNA from Cucurbitaria berberidis CBS 394.84, 336 nucleotides. RefSeq names its product ankyrin. The annotation marks the transcript as partial. NCBI's taxonomy places the organism in Eukaryota, Fungi, Ascomycota, Dothideomycetes, Pleosporales, Cucurbitariaceae. The record is from RefSeq and is a predicted model, not a curated record. Gene Ontology annotation, molecular function: protein binding. The transcript has a single exon.